GCCGCUGUAGCAGGCUGUUGUGUUCGUUCGUCCUUACACCUGUUGCUCCGUGCUCUCAGAAUGAGUUCAGCAAAUGGUAACGAAAGUAUCCGAAAAGGGAGCCAACGUAGUAAAAGAAAAAUGUCAAAAAGCGUUAUGAAGAAAGAAAAAGACAACGUUUUCCAUAUUAGUGGCAGUAUUACAGACAUGAGCAACACCGAGGUCAUCGGGCAGUUUCAGUCACAGGAGCAAAUUGUCAACAUAGAGCCAAAGUAUCCACUGGAAGAUGAGAAAGGGACUGACGGUCAUCAUCAGGUCCACCAUCCUACGUCGUUCGUGGACACAAUGCUCCACCUGUUCAGAGGGAACAUCGGUUCUGGUCUGCUGGCGAUGGGGGACGCCUUCAAAAAUGGCGGCCUGGUGUUCGCUACCAUCACCACAGCACUCCUCGGCAUCCUAUGUGUGCAUGCUCAGCAUUUACUGCUAAACUGUUCAGACGAGAUGCACCGGCGGACAAAACGGCAGCGGCCGCCCGGGUUCGCCGAUACAGUAUCCCUGGUCUUCUCAUACGGACCGGCACGCCUGCGGCCUCUAGCGCCAACCAUGAAGAUAAUGGUGAACACCUUCCUCUGCAUCACGCAGCUUGGCUUCUGCUGCGUCUAUAUUGUCUUUAUCGCGAAUAAUGUUAAAAUGAUUUGUGACCAGUACAACUUGCACGUAGACCUGUCCGUACACAUGAUCUUUGUCAUAGUCCCUGUCCUCUUGUCCUGCAUGGUACGAAACCUGAAAUACCUCACACCCUUCUCGACCAUAGCCAAUGCGAUGAUGGCUGUCGGCGUUGGCUUGGUUUUGUACGAAACCGCCCAAGACCUCCCACCGGUUUCGUCACGACCAGCCAUGGCAUCCUGGGCCCAACUGCCGUUGUAUUUUGGAACCGCUGUCUACGCUUUCGAGGGUAUUGGGUUGGUUCUCCCCCUGAAGAACGAAAUGCGCCAACCUGAGCUGUUCCAGAAGCCGCUGGGAGUACUGAACGUGGGAAUGGUGUUCGUGGGGAGUAUAUUUAUCUCGGUCGGCUUCCUCGGCUACUUGAAGUUUGGGGAGGAUGUUGCUGGUAGCUUGACCUUGAAUAUGCGACCGGGAGAAACACUAAGUUUAGUAGUCCAAGUGCUGAUAACUGCGGCCAUGCUGCUCACCUAUCCGCUACAGUUCUACGUACCGAUAUCAAUUACCUGGCCUGGUAUACGCAAGAAGUACGGAGGGUCGUCUCCUAUCGCCAAGGAACUACUUUAUAGAGCGUGCAUGGUUAUGGUGACAUUCGUGCUAGCAGAGACCAUUCCUCAGUUGGGACUGUUCAUCUCCCUGGUCGGCGCAAUAAGCAGCACCACCCUGGCGCUCAUGUUUCCACCGCUCAUUGACCUGGUCGUCACGUACCAGAAGGAAAACAAAAUGCCUGUCUUUACACUAGUGAAAAAUCUAUUCAUCAUCAUCCUUGGUAUUUACAUAUUUAUAUCGGGAACUUAUGAAAGUCUAGCGUCCAUAAUAAGAGCUUUUAGAAGUUAAGUACUCUGUAGCUACAGAUUAAUAAAUGCUAUAUAAUAU
This is a messenger RNA of Aricia agestis (brown argus), 1578 nucleotides long. RefSeq names its product proton-coupled amino acid transporter-like protein CG1139. The record is from RefSeq and is a predicted model, not a curated record. Bases 61 to 1539 code for a protein of 492 amino acids. Gene Ontology annotation, molecular function: amino acid transmembrane transporter activity. NCBI's taxonomy places the organism in Eukaryota, Metazoa, Arthropoda, Insecta, Lepidoptera, Lycaenidae. Gene Ontology annotation, biological process: amino acid transmembrane transport. Gene Ontology annotation, cellular component: vacuolar membrane. The transcript has 10 exons.